This is a messenger RNA of Oncorhynchus mykiss (rainbow trout), 6805 nucleotides long. Lineage: Eukaryota; Metazoa; Chordata; Actinopteri; Salmoniformes; Salmonidae. The record is from RefSeq and is a predicted model, not a curated record.
ACCCCUCCCUCUCAUUCUCUCUCUUUCCUCCCUCCUUCUAGUCCUUCUCCUCCUCAGUCUCCACACACACACACACACACACUUCUAAACACAGGCGGCGUGUGCUUGCAUUGCAGCUCACAGCACACAGAUGGAUGGAGCUAGCGUGUGUGUGUGAGAGAGAGUGAGUUAGCCGGGAGUGAGCCGUAGCUGGCUGACUGGCUGACUGGCUGUGCAGACACAGGGGAGAGUGUCACCGUCUCAGGCUGGGUGUGGAGAACUCUCUCUGGGGUAGGGAGACCACAGGACCAGGGUUCUCCCAGGGCUCUAUAGCAGCUGCAGCAGGUGGACAGCUAGCCGGAUGGGCCAAUGGGUGGCUGAGGGAAGGCAUGCAGCAGUAACCACGGCAACAGUGGUAACAGUGGUACCGGCUGUAAGGGGCACAGGGACAUGCUGAGGAUGGGCACUCGGCCGCGGCAACCCCCGGACCUGCGGCAGCGGGAGGAGGGCAGGCUGCUGGCAGCGGUGGCUCUGGUGGAGCAGGAGGAGGAUGAGGAUGAGGAGGAAGACUCAGAGGAAGGCAGCAGUGGAAGCGGGGGCAGUGACAGCGCCAGCCGGGCAGAAGAAGGGGCCAAGGCCACCAAAGUCCCCACCUUCGAUGUCCCCUACUUCCGCUACAUAGACGAGGAGGAGUCAGAGGGAGAGGGGGAUGGAGAGGAGGUGUGGAGCAGCAGUCGCUCUCUGUCCUCCAUCGAGGACGACUCGUCCAGUGACAGUGUUGUCUCUGACAGGUACGUGGUGGUGUCAGGGACCCCAGAGAAGAUCCUAGAACACCUGCUGUCUGUCUUGAGGCUGGACAACCACCGUGAUGACCAGGGGAGCACACAGCAGAUCAAGGAGUCAGAGCCUCUCCUGGAUGACUUCCUGCUGACAUACCUGGUGUUCAUGUCAACCAGUGAUCUGUGUCAGGCUCUCCUGGGACACUAUUGUUCUAAGAGACACCACCGGGGGAAAGAGGAAGGGAAGGAGGUUCUGGACAGGAAACGUCAGGUCCUGCACCUGGUGACACAGUGGACAACACUGUACAGGGACUUCCUACGAGAAGACGAGCAUGUUAAACUCUUCAUGAAGACAUUGUAUCGUUUCCUCCUGGAUGACCUGUAUGAGUAUCCAACUCUAGAGAAGGAGCAGAAGGACCUGCAGAAACUCCUGCGGCUGCAUCGCAGACAUACAGCGGAGGAGUAUUCACCCCACAGAAAGAGCAAAGCUCUUUCCCAUCAGCUGAGCCUGAAAGAGAACGUGCUCCCGACCAGAGGAACACAAAGGGAGACCAGGGAAGUGUUGUGUCAUGUGUACGUGAGCAUGGACUCAUAUCUGAGUGUGAGGAGCCUGGCCAGUGUUGUGGCCCAGGGGCUGCUGCAGGAGGUGGCUGAGAGACUGGAUGUCCCCCUGGAGGAGCUGGUCCUGCUGGCUGUCACCUACCCUGGAGAGAAACUCCUCCUGAAGCCUCAGGACAGGCUCUACUCUGAUUCGCUGACAGCAGUGGGGAGGCUGCACGUGUGCAGAAAGGACCUGAGUGAAGUCAUGAGCCCGUUCACAGACAACGCAGAGCUACAACAGAGGUCAGCUCGCAUGCUGAGUAUGAACACAUGGGACGUGGCUGUCACCCUUACAAACUUUGACUGGAGUGUCUUCAACUCAAUACAUGAGCAAGAGCUGGUGUACUUCACAUUCAGCCGUCAUGCCAGCAGCGGCCACACGGUGGCGCUGGAGCUGCUGCUGCAGCGCUGCAAUGAGGUACAGCUGUGGGUGAUGACAGAAGUCCUGAUGUGUCCUACGCUCUGCAACAGAGUCCAGCUCAUCAAGAAGUUCAUCAAAAUCGCUGCCCACUGUAAAGCCCAGAGGAACCUCAACUCUUUCUUUGCCAUCGUUAUGGGUCUGAACACCGCAGCAGUUAGCCGCCUCAGUCAGACCUGGGAGAAAGUUCCAGGAAAAUUCAAAAAACUGUUUUUGGAACUGGAGAUGUUGACAGACCCCUCUCUCAACCACAAAGCCUACAGGGACGCUUUCAAGAAGACCAAGACGCCCAAGAUCCCAUUCCUUCCUCUGCUACUGAAAGAUAUCACUUUCAUUCACGAGGGCAACAAAACGUUUCUCGAUAACCUGGUGAAUUUUGAAAAGCUGCACAUGAUAGCCGACACGGUGCGUCUCAUCAGACACUGUCAGGAGGAUCACAUGGGGAACGGGAUGCCCCAGAAGAGCAGUCCGGAGGUGCAGGCCUAUGUCGACUACCUUCACGUCAUUGACAAUCAGCAGACUCUGUUUGAACUGUCCCACAGACUGGAACCCCGUGUGUAGAUAGACCACAUACACUCUCUGAGCCUGCCUCCCUCCACCCCUCGAAGUCAGACCACCAAGGAGAAGGGUACCAACUAGUCUCUGGAAACACCUCUCAGGACUCAUAGAGAGACAUGGGUUGGCCAACUCUACAGAGCCCAGCUCUAACACACACACACACACACACACACACACACACACACACACACACACACACACACACACACACACACACACACACACAGGAUUCUAUUAAUCAGUUGCUCACACAGCAGGACUUGAUGAGUUGAAUUAGGUGGGUUAAUGCAGGACUGGAACAAAAGCCAGAGGGUUAGGGUUGGCCAGAGCCAACAGAGAGAUGACUGUGUGGCGCUGGCCAACCACUAGAUGGCGCCAAAAGGCAUACUGGAAUACUGAGCAACGAUGGAGCAGAGGUAACCAAAGAGCUUCUCAGUUUAACAAAUAGAUCUGGACCCAUAUUGAUCAAAGGAUCCCCGAGUAGGAGUGCUGAUCUAGGAUUUGUUUAGCCUUUUGGAUCGUAAUGAAUGGACAGGGACCUAGAUCAGAACUCCUACUCAGUGAUGUCCUGGUAGAUAAAUAGGUGGAUAAACUUGGAUUGCUGGUCGCAGUGAAAAAAGUAAUGCUUCCUAUUCUUUCAAUGCAUUUUUCUGCAAAAUGUGGGUACAUUGUUGGGGCCCUCCCCCCAAAAAGGUGGGUACAUUGUUGGGGCUCUCCCCCCAAAAAGGUGGUUACAUUGUUGGGUCCCUCCCCCAAAAAGGUGGUUACAUUGCUGGGGCCCUCCCCCCAAAAAGGCGGUUACAUUGUUGGGUCCCUCCCCCAAAAAGGUGGGUACAUUGCUGGGGCCCUCCCCCAAAAAUGUGGGUACAUUGCUGGGGCCCUCCCCCAAAAAGGUGGGUACAUUGCUGGGACCCUCCCCCAAAAAUGUGGGUACAUUGCGUUUACCCUCCACUACACCAGUGAUCCUACUCUGAGACUCUUUAUGAACAUGGACCCUGCUUCAGUCACUCUGUAUUGAUAGCUUCAGGUUGUUGUUAUCUGCUUCCAAACAGGUGACCACUCCCAGAUUAUCUAUCUACACACAAUGAAUGAAAGCAUCAACCUUCUGGGGACUUCUGGGGACUCUGAACACCAGGACACUACACUUGACAGACCUCCAGUGCAUGACCACCACACACUAGACUGCUGUUAAGCUAAAUGGUUUUAAACAACAAUAUUGAAAAGUGUGUGUGUGUGUGUGUGUGUGUGUUGCAUAAAUGUCACUUCCGAAUACUGAAAAAAAGAUCAUUCAAAAUAUUUCAGAGUAAAGUGUGAGGUAAUAAAACCUUCCUCGACAGCAGAAGGGUUUUGUUACAGGUAUAGAUAAUGUAAUAAACCAUCCUCAACAGUAGAAGGGUUAUGUUACAGCUAUAGAUAAUGUAUUAAACCAUCCUCAACAGUAGAAGAGUUAUGUUACAGCUAUAGAUAAUGUAAUAAACCAUCCUCAACAGUAGAAGGGUUAUGUUACAGAUAAUGUAUUAAACCUUCCUCAACAGUAGAAUUGUUAUGUUACAGUUAUAGAUAAUGUAAUAAACCAUCCUCAACAGUAGAAGGGUUAUGUUACAGUUAUAGAUAAUGCAAUAAACCAUCCUCAACAGUAGAAGGGUUAUGUUACAGUUAUAGAUAAUGUAUUAAACCAUCCUCAACAGUAGUAGAACGGUUAUGGUCACAGUUAUAGAUAAUGUAAUAAACCAUCCUCAACAGUAGAAGGGUUAUGUCACAGUUAUAGAUCAUGUAAUAAACCAUCCUCAACAGCAGAAGGGUUAUGUCACAGUUAUGGAUAAUGUAAUAAACCAUCCUCAACAGUAGAAGGGUUAUGUUACAGUUAUAGAUAAUGUAAUAAACCAUCCUCAACAGUAGAAGGGUUAUGUUACAGUUAUAGAUCAUGUAAUAAACCAUCCUCAACAGUAGAAGGGUUAUGUCACAGUUAUAGAUCAUGUAAUAAACCAUCCUCAACAGCAGAAGGGUUAUGUCACAGUUAUGGAUAAUGUAAUAAACCAUCCUCAACAGUAGAAGGGUUAUGUUACAGUUAUAGAUCAUGUAAUAAACCAUCCUCAACAGUAGAAGGGUUAUGUUACAGUUAUAGAUCAUGUAAUAAACCAUCCUCAACAGUAGAAGAGUUAUGUUACAGCUAUAGAUAAUGUAAUAAACCAUCCUCAACAGUAGAAGGGUUAUGUUACAGAUAAUGUAUUAAACCUUCCUCAACAGUAGAAUUGUUAUGUUACAGUUAUAGAUAAUGUAAUAAACCAUCCUCAACAGUAGAAGGGUUAUGUUACAGUUAUAGAUAAUGCAAUAAACCAUCCUCAACAGUAGAAGGGUUAUGUUACAGUUAUAGAUAAUGUAUUAAACCAUCCUCAACAGUAGUAGAACGGUUAUGGUCACAGUUAUAGAUAAUGUAAUAAACCAUCCUCAACAGUAGAAGGGUUAUGUCACAGUUAUAGAUCAUGUAAUAAACCAUCCUCAACAGCAGAAGGGUUAUGUCACAGUUAUGGAUAAUGUAAUAAACCAUCCUCAACAGUAGAAGGGUUAUGUUACAGUUAUAGAUAAUGUAAUAAACCAUCCUCAACAGUAGAAGGGUUAUGUUACAGUUAUAGAUCAUGUAAUAAACCAUCCUCAACAGUAGAAGGGUUAUGUCACAGUUAUAGAUCAUGUAAUAAACCAUCCUCAACAGCAGAAGGGUUAUGUCACAGUUAUGGAUAAUGUAAUAAACCAUCCUCAACAGUAGAAGGGUUAUGUUACAGUUAUAGAUAAUGUAAUAAACCAUCCUCAACAGUAGAAGGGUUAUGUUACAGUUAUAGAUCAUGUAAUAAACCAUCCUCAACAGUAGAAGAGUUAUGUUACAGCUAUAGAUAAUGUAAUAAACCAUCCUCAACAGUAGAAGGGUUAUGUUACAGAUAAUGUAUUAAACCUUCCUCAACAGUAGAAUUGUUAUGUUACAGUUAUAGAUAAUGUAAUAAACCAUCCUCAACAGUAGAAUUGUUAUGUUACAGUUAUAGAUAAUGUAUUAAACCAUCCUCAACAGUAGUAGAACGGUUAUGGUCACAGUUAUAGAUAAUGUAAUAAACCAUCCUCAACAGUAGAAGGGUUAUGUCACAGUUAUAGAUCAUGUAAUAAACCAUCCUCAACAGCAGAAGGGUUAUGUCACAGUUAUGGAUAAUGUAAUAAACCAUCCUCAACAGUAGAAGGGUUAUGUUACAGUUAUAGAUAAUGUAAUAAACCAUCCUCAACAGUAGAAGGGUUAUGUUACAGUUAUAGAUCAUGUAAUAAACCAUCCUCAACAGUAGAAGGGUUAUGUUACAGUUAUAGAUAAUGUAAUAAACCAUCCUCAACAGUAGAAGGGUUAUGUUACAGUUAUAGAUCAUGUAAUAAACCAUCCUCAACAGUAGAAGGGUUAUGUUACAGUUAUAGAUAAUGUAAUAAACCAUUCUCAACAGUAGAAGGGUUAUGUUACAGUUAUAGAUAAUGUAUUAAACCAUCCUCAACAGUAGUAGAAGGGUUAUGGUCACAGUUAUGGACUUAGCUGGUGGACUUAGAUGUUUGGUCUUAGCUGUGGACACUCAGAGACGUAGCUUGAGGCAUCAGAUCCUUUGCCUGUCAUGUCUCUGUAUCUGCACUAUGAAGAAACAGCAAUACACCAAGUCGACACUUUUGCCUUUGAACAUUCUUGUCCAGUUAAAACGCCUUUGCCUUUUUCUUUCAGUGGCAGUAUUAGUUAAUCUUCUAGAAACGGCUAAUAAACUGUACAUGUCUAUGAGCCAUCCACCUGCAGGAUGUUGUGUCCUGUUCUAGAGAAUCCUCUUGGUGAAUGUUUCAGUGGUUUAGAAAAGAGAUCAGACCCUGAUAUAGAGGUUCUUCAGUAGCACCACCAGUUCUCCUGUUGUGGAUUCCCCUGAUGUGUAAUGUGUGUAUCACAGAGAUGAAACACUUCUAUAUCUAUGGUGUGUAUAGUGUUUUGAGGCAGGUCAUGUACUAUAGAUUCCAUCUAUAUACUGUAGUAUGUUGUGCGUUCCCUGGUUGGACAUGGAGAUUUGGAGAAGUAUUUAUUAUUAUGAUAAUAGACUUAUUUAUUUGCUCGUUGUGCACUACUUUUGACCAGGUAGUGUACUAUGUAGGGAAUAGGGUAUCAUUUGUGUCCUUUUUACCUGCCGUGGGGUUCCAAUAGGUCAGGACCUGGUCUGCAUGACGUGGUAAAGCCAUGGAUCGACCACCAAGUAUAAUAUGCAUGGAACAAAAAGCAUUUCCUUGUGAAGUAGUGCUUUUCUACAUGUCGCUACAACGCCCAAAUCAGCAUGUACUAACAAAUAUUAUUUCAGAAAGGGAAACAAAAGCAAUACCAAGUCACUGCUCUUCUCUCUCAUCACUCUUUAUGCUUUUCGUUUUUUACAGUCAUUUUCAAAUGUUAAAUAAUAAAUGAAAUGUUUUGUUGUAUGAA